Eublepharis macularius is the source of this 2000-nucleotide messenger RNA. It is a transcript of the gene OMG, whose product is annotated as oligodendrocyte myelin glycoprotein. Gene Ontology annotation, biological process: neuron projection regeneration. The transcript is spliced from 2 exons. Gene Ontology annotation, molecular function: protein binding. The record is from RefSeq and is a predicted model, not a curated record. NCBI's taxonomy places the organism in Eukaryota, Metazoa, Chordata, Lepidosauria, Squamata, Eublepharidae. The coding region runs from base 235 to 1572 and encodes 445 amino acids.
AUGCACCCCUUAUGAUAAAUUUGAGUCAGCACCAAAUGAUUGGGCUCUGCAGUCCUCCGACGAAGCACUGAUCAGGUGGUUACAGAGCCCCUGGAAACGGCAGCACGAUGCAGCUGAGGAGGCAAAGCACAACCCACAGACAAACUGUGGCUACCCUCGAGAGCGAGCCGAGCUUUGCAUCUCCAUCGUUCAGAGACACGAUGCGCUGAGGCUGCAGCAGGGACUAGGGCAACCAUGGAGAAUUGGGUCUUCAAGGCAUCUCCCUGUGUGCUGGCUCUUCUCUUCUUCGCACCAGCUGUUCCGGGAGUUUGUCCUCCUACGUGUUCAUGCUCAGGAAACAACAGAAACGUGGACUGUUCCAGCAGAAACCUGACCACACUGCCACAAGGACUUCAGGACAACAUAACCUACUUAAACCUGUCUUAUAACCACUUGGCAGACCUCAACAGCCAACUGACUCGGUUUGCCAAUUUGAGGACCCUGGAUAUUGCCCAUAACUGGCUUCGGAACCUGCCGGCUAAUCUGCCCAGGUCGCUCUGGGAAAUAUAUGCCUCUCACAACAACAUCAAGGUUUUACAAAAGCUGGACACAGCUUAUCAGUGGAACCUUAAGGUCCUUGAUGUGUCUCAAAACAUGGUGGAAAGGGCUGUUCUCAUCAACAAUACACUGAGCAGCCUCAAUUUUCUCAAUCUCAGUAGCAACAAACUCUGGACGGUCCCCACUAACAUUCCUUACAACAUAGAAACAGUGGAUUUAUCCAACAACUUUUUAACACAAAUCCUACCUGGCACGCUGGUGAGACUCACACGCCUUUCCAAACUUUACUUGCACAACAAUAAGUUCACUUAUAUUCCUGAUAAAGCUUUUGACCAGCUCACUCGAUUGCAACUAAUAACGCUUUACAAAAACCCAUGGUUGUGUGAGGAUGGCAAGCAAGCCCUCUUGUACUUGCAGACAUGGAUGACAGCCACCCGUGCUGCAGUCCUAGGGCAGCCAUGCACAGACGAAGCAGCCACCACAUCUGGGAAAUAUGCCACGCUCAUCUCUGCUGCUCCCACAGCUGUUGAGAACCACUUCCUAGUUAAGGCUAUUAAGGCAGCAGACACAGCUGGGUCUCCCAUGACAACGGAGCAAACCCAACUAGGGCACCACCAAUUUAGAACGAAGGAGGGUAUGCUCAGCGCUACGGUUGGUCACUCUGUAGCCUUUACAAGCACCGACAGGCCACUAAUCGUCUACCCGGAAGAUCUGAGCACAGAGAAACUGAACUCGUAUGAGGCAGCAGCAGCCACGCAAACGAUCCAGCUUCAAGGCACAACCUCUGUAAAUACAAGCACAAUGGGUCUGGAGAGAACCUCCGCGACUCCAAUGACCUUGAGUAUCACCAGUGGGAUCCCUACAAACUAUUCAAAGAGGCCUCAAAGCACAACCGUCACUGUAAAGAAAGGGGAAUCAACCACAAAAGGAAGCAACCCGAGAUCCAGAGCAAGUCACUGCAAGGCAGCGCCUCUCUUCAUCGUAACCCUGACAGCGGUGGCCCUGGCCAUCGGGGAAGGGCUUGUGCUCAAGUGAAUAAUUGCUUCAUUAUUCCUUCUCAAUAAAUGGUUGGAACAAAAAAUGCUCGUGUCCAACAGUGAUUCAAAUGCAAGAGGAGAGCCCGUUUAGAGUCUGAAAGCAACCUCUCCUAAAUGAAAAGACUGCACAAAAUUAGGUCUUGAUAACCAAGCUGCUACUUACUUCAACUAUGUCUGAGUUUUUUUUUUAAAAAGGCUAAUUCUUUAAAUAACAUGAUUGUUUUUAUGAAAUGUGCUUAUUUUGUAUUUACAUUUUUAAUUUUCUUCACACACAAAAAUGAAAGUCUGUAUUUUAUGUAUAGUUUUGUCAUUAAACAUCUGGGAAAGAAACAUAUAAAAGGCCUGUAUCAUAUAUGUAUUGCCUUGCUUGACCUGCUAGUCAGAGAAUCUUGUAAUAUAAAAGUACUACUCCUUUAUAAAAGAUGA